UUGGCUUGCGGAACCUCUUUUUGGGGAUAAGAUCAACUCAUUUUUACAUGAAACAUAGCUCGUUGUGCUCGCAGUGAAGAGCAGUUUCUGUUGAUGUGGUUUAAUCGGUAAUUUAUAUUUAAUGUCCAUAUCUUGUGGAUUAGCAUCAAACUAUCCAGUUUUUCUGCAUUUAUCCGUGUGUUAUCUGUAAUCCUUGCGAUUUGAUCCUGGAAUGGCUUAAACGGCUGCUCCAGGCCACUAGCGGUAUCCAUCUUUUAGUGGCAAUAUUUCGAUAUCAUCGUGAAGUGCUCGAGUAGCCCGUUCCAAAAAGGUCCACUUUUCCAAAAUCCGAUCACAAAAACGUCGCCAAAUCGCUGCCGUAAAAACAGAUUGAAUGAAAGUUCACCGUGACGUCGAACCUUAUCAUCACGCGGCAGAAACCUCCCUUUCACCCUCAGUUUGGCCAUCUAAGCGUUAUACAGCCAGCCAAGGAUUUGUCAAUAAAAGAGGGAAUGGAAAAUGAGGAGGAAAUUACCGGGGAAAUUAACGCCGAAAUCAGCACCGCAACAGAUCAACUUGGAGUGGAGACGAACGAAGAUCCUUACCACAAUCAGGAGUAUCUUCAACGGAAGCUUUACUUUUUGCUAGAGCACCUCAAAAAGAUGCACGCCAACUUGCCUGAACAGUAUCAGAUGCGGAUAUCCUUCGAGCUAUUGGCCGGUCUUGCAAAUACUCUAUUGAACGACACAAUCUUCGAAAUCGUAAAAGGGCUCAUGGAGAUCCAGCACGUUACCGAGACGCACCUCAUGCAAGUACGAGAGAAGGUGGAAAACGAUCACCAGCUGGAGGUAAAACAAUGGGAAUCCAAGAUACAGGAUCCCGAGGAACUAGAGCACAUCGUUGCACUGAUGAAGAUAAAACAUGGCAAAAACAUGAAGGAAACCGAUAUGAAGCUGGUGCUCCAUUUAGAUCAGAAGGUGAAAGAUCAGCAGUCGACGCUUGAGAAAGCGGGUGUUCCGGGAUUCUACACCACCGACAAUCCAAAGGAGAUCAAAAUUCAAAUGUACCUUCUCGAUUUCAUUCUUCGGCUCAGUCGACUCAAAUUCGAGCCAAACAGCAGGUAAUAAAAAAUCAUCACUUUCACGGCACGAAAAGCAGGUAAUCUUCACUACAGAUGAUGCUUCGGACACCACCGAGAACAGAUACAUCUUUUCCGAGCGCCUUCUUCGCACAAUUUUAUGUUUUUCGGCAUCGUACUGUA
Molecule: messenger RNA, 1240 nt
Organism: Anopheles darlingi
Lineage: Eukaryota; Metazoa; Arthropoda; Insecta; Diptera; Culicidae
Gene: gdl
Product: gonadal protein gdl
Exons: 4
Coding region: 492-1103 (203 amino acids)
Source: RefSeq, a predicted model, not a curated record